Messenger RNA from Cotesia glomerata, 2885 nucleotides. RefSeq lists its product as uncharacterized. The record is from RefSeq and is a predicted model, not a curated record. NCBI's taxonomy places the organism in Eukaryota, Metazoa, Arthropoda, Insecta, Hymenoptera, Braconidae. The transcript is spliced from 8 exons. The coding region runs from base 295 to 2706 and encodes 803 amino acids.
CGUGAGUAAAGCCUUGCACUUUGAUAAGUUGUCCGUGCAAUAUGUACAAUCGUUAUCUCUUCUGCGUUGAGAUUUUGACCGUGAAAGAAGCAAAAAAAAAAAACAUAUUGAUAUUCAGUGAGCGAUCUUGAGAUAAUUGUAUCAUAUAAUAGUGAUAGUACUUGCGAUGAAUUAAAAAAUUGUGAGUAAACAAUGUUGAGAUAAUUGAUCGUCAUACGGAAGUACUAUAAAAUAAAGUUUCAAUUGCGUUUAUUCCAGUCGUUGAAUUAGUUAGUGAAAAUAUCUAGAAACAAAAUGUCUCACCCUGCGUGGCUAACUGCGAAAUUUAUAGAAUGUGUGUUGAAAGACGCAAACAAUGACAAUUCGAUUUCAGUGACACAAAUUUCGGUGACAAAUGCGACUAACAAAGGCGACAAUUACUCCAGUGAGUUGUACCGAGUUAAUUUUGAUGUUACUCGAGAUGGAAUUGCUGGUAAAGGUUCGGUAAUUGUCAAGGCGAAUUACAGCACUGAGGGAGUGCACAAAGAUUUGAUCGAGGACACCAAAAUAUUUGACAAUGAAAUCCAAAUGAUGACCAAGACUCUCAGAGAAAUGGAAUCGGUACUACAAGACGGUACAAAAUUCGGUGGCCAAUGUUACUAUUCGCAGGUGAAGAAUCCUGCAAUGCUUAUCAUUGAAGAUUUGACUCCUCUGGGAUUUAGAUUGGCUGACCGACAAGCACGUCUUGAUCUUCCACAUUGCAAGUUAGCGUUGCAGAGAUUGGCCAAGUUUCAUGCUAGUUCUGUUCUAGUUUGCGAAAAGGACCCGCAAGUCAGAAAAGAUCAUCGCAGAGGAAUGUUUUCUGCAGAAUUUCCUCCAGCAGUUUUGACAUUUUUCAUAAGUGGCAUGAGAUCUCUGGCGAAAAUUGCCAAUUCGUGGCCAGAAUUGAGCGAAGAUUGCAAAAAGAAGUUUAAAAAAAUCGCGGAUUCUGCUUAUUCCAAAGCGUGCGAAAUAGGGAAGUUAAGAGAAGAUGAAUUCAACGUAAUCAACCAUGGAGACUUUUGGGUGAACAAUAUGAUGUUCAAAUACGAUAAAGGAAAUGUUACAGAUCAUAUUUUUGUUGAUUUUCAAAUGUGUCAUUAUGGAACUCCGGCUUUCGAUCUCUUGUAUUUUCUCAACACAAGCGUUUCCGAGGAAGUGCUGAUGGAUCACAAAGAUCAUUUGAUUGAAGAGUAUCACAAAACACUUUUUGAAACGAUGAGAAAAAUUGGAUGCAAAGCUUGCGCUCCUACUUUGGAAUACAUCUCGACAAUCUUAGCAGAAAAAGAGUUCAUUGGGUUCUUGUUCUCCUGUACAGCUUUUCCGAUCAUGAUUGUUGAUAAAAGUGAUGUACAAGGUCUAGAAGAAAUGUUGGAAGGCGAUCAAGCUGAUUUCAAUUCCAAGGCGUAUCAAAAUGAAGCUUUUAGAAAGAUAAUGGUGCCUCGGCUUCAAGAUUGGAAUUCUCGAGGAGUAUUGGAUAAUAUGAGCGAACUCGAGUGGUUGACGGAGGAGUUUGUACAAAAUGCCCUUCGAAAUGCGAAAAAGGAUAAUUCGAUUUUGGUAACUAAUAUGGUGGUUAAAAAUGCGACUGACAAAGGUGAUAACUACACCAGUGAAAUGUAUCGGGUUUAUUUUGAUCUAACGUGCAAAGAUGGAAAGAAGAAAUGUUCGGUUAUUGUUAAAACCACUCACAGAAAUCAAGGAAAGCACACUGAGUUAAUCGAAAGUGCAGAUUUGUUCGGAAUCGAAAUGACGAUGAUGACAUCGACGCUCAGAGAGAUGGAAUCUGUGCUAAAAGAUACUAAACUCGGUGGAUUGUGUUAUUUUACCCGACCCAAGGAUCCUAAGGUGCUUAUGAUUGAAGAUUUGGCUCCUUUGGGAUUCAAGAUGGCUAAUCGACAAACCGGACUCGAUUUCAAUCAUUGCACACUCGCAUUGCAGGGUCUGGCCAAGUUCCACGCCAGUUCCGUAUUAAUUAUUGAAAAGAAUCCCGAACUCAAGGAAAUUUACAGCAAGGGUAUGUUUGAAAUGGAAUUUCCGGAAGACAUGUCAAACUUCUUCGUCAGUGGGAUGAAAUAUUUGGUAAAAGCAGCCGCAUCAUGGCCGGAAUUGAGGGAAGACUGCAGGAAGAAAAUAGAAAAAAUAGCUAACGUUGCUUACGAUAAAGCCGCCAAUGCUAGGAAGUUGGAUGAAAAGGAGUUCAAUGUUAUAAACCAUGGUGAUUUUUGGGUUAAUAACAUGAUGUUCAAGUACAAUGACAAGGGUGAUGCUGUAGACCACAUCUUUGUUGACUUCCAACUUUGUUCUUACACUACCCCAGCAUUAGAUCUCCUGUAUUUCCUCAAUUCGAGCGCCUCCGAAGAGGUGCUUGAAAAUCACAGAAGCUCGUUAAUUAAAGGUUACGUGAAGACUCUUUCAGAGACGAUGACAAGAAUCGGCUGCAAGACGAAGGCUCCCAGUAUUGAAUAUUUUAAGAAAAUAUUAGCAGAUAAAGCGAUCAUUGGGUUCGUUAUCGCUUGUUCGGGUCUCCCAAUUUUAAAGCUGGACAAAAGUAAAGCUCAAGGCUUGGAAGAAAUGAUGAACAAUAAAGAAGAUUUUCAUUUAAUGGCUUAUAAUAAUGAAGCUUAUAGGAAAGUUAUCGUUCCUAGGUUACAUGAAUGGGAUUCUCAAGGACUUUUUGAUAAAUGAUUGAUUUAAGGUAGUUAGGUCAUGCGAGCAAAAUUUCAAGAAACCUUCCAAAUUUAUAAUAUAAGUAAUUAAAUGCACAAUGCACAUGCUGUUGAAAUUUGGAGAAGAUUUACCACUUCUAAAUAAAGACAAUUGCAAUUGAAAAUGACAUUUUGACAUAGGCGGUAUGGGAAAACAGA